Molecule: messenger RNA, 4229 nt
Organism: Anopheles gambiae (African malaria mosquito)
Lineage: Eukaryota; Metazoa; Arthropoda; Insecta; Diptera; Culicidae
Product: G-protein coupled receptor dmsr-1
Exons: 9
Coding region: 982-2406 (474 amino acids)
Biological process (GO): G protein-coupled receptor signaling pathway
Cellular component (GO): membrane
Molecular function (GO): G protein-coupled receptor activity
Source: RefSeq, a predicted model, not a curated record
UUCAGUCUUUCGGAGUCGUUGGUAGCACACGGAAGAAAUUUAUACAUAUUCUGCUCCUUUUUGCGUGCGUGUACGCUACGGAAGCAUAAGAUAGCAGAAUUGUGUGUUUCUUCGCGAAUCAAAGUUUACGGCAGCCAACCUUAAAGGGGUGCUAGAGGUUCAGCAAACGGUGUACCUAACCGAACCAUUCGUAUAGUAAGAAAGUGGUGUAUCGGCGUAUCGUACAUUUUUGUAUAUCAUGCUUUCUCAAACGUUGUUUGGUGCUGUGUCUAGCUUUUGGAGUGUAAUAAAUUAGCUUGAAUAGAUUGGCCGUUGAAUGCCUCUCUGUAGGUCGAUAUUAUCUAUGUUGUGCGCGAGUGUGUGAGAAAGUGUGUGUUUGUUUGGCGGUCCGGUUGGACACCGCAGUGUUUUACAUAUUUUGUGAGUGCCAACGAUAGGGUUGAACGCCAGUGCACAGACGGGUGGUUGGGAUGAGAGUGUGUUUUGAAUGUAUUAAAAACAUGCGGGCACAAUUUCGGUGGAAAACAGUACAGUACUGAUUGAGAUAAUAAAUUUGAAUGCAUGCUCGCGUUUGCUCAGUUUAUUUCGGUCAAAGCACCAUAUCUGUACGUUGUACUUAUGGGAAUAGUUUUGCAUAAGUUUUACCGCUAAUACCACUGGAGUUACCGCACUGUUUGCGAAGGGAUUUUACACAGCAGCGAUCGACCAGCAUACGGCAGGAGCAAGUACGCUCGAAGUGGUCCCGAGCUCGUUCAUCAUUUUUGGAGUACACUGCGGUUUGCCCUUCGGUGGCCAUCAUUAUACGCUGCUGACGGAGUGAAAUUUUAUCCAGUGCAGAUUCUCCGAGGUUCUGAAUAGAAAAUGGCAACUCCUUCAAAUAUGAUGAAUGUAACAUUGAAUGUUGAAAGAAAAUGGAUUCAGACCUCGGGAACGGUUGGUACGAUCUAACGCCGCCUGGCGGCGUUGAUUGAUCCUGGCAGUAUGGAGCACCAGUGUGUGGAAGAACGUGUCUUAGAAUGGUUGCACUACAUCUACAGCAACGAUUCCGCCAGGGCUAUCGUGCUGAACGCCGCCGAGUUUAAACAACGGUUACUCUACAUACUCGCGACGCGAUUCAACAUGGACGAAACCGGAGCCAGUUACUAUUUGCAUGCGUUCGAGUAUCAGAACAUUACCGAGCACAACAUCACCGAGGAGCAUGUGAACGACUUCCUGCGAAGGGUGUUCCAAUCCCUGAACUUCCUAAACCGAACGAUUCCGGAUCAUGCCGACGUGGACGAGGUGGAAGCGACCAACUGUAGCGAUUAUUGUAAAGGGGCCGUUCGGGAAAUACUGCUCGAGUACAAAUUGCUACAUGGCUACAUUUCACUUGUGAUAUGUUUCUUUGGCACAAUAGCCAAUAUACUCAACAUUGUAGUGCUGACUAGGAAGGAUAUGACCAAAGUGCCGAUAAAUCGUAUUCUAAAAUGGCUUUCCGUGACAGACAUGUUUGUAAUGCUCGAGUACAUCCCGUUCGCAUUUUAUAUGUAUCUUAUACUUCCAGAUCGUCGAGACUACCCAUAUUCUUGGGCCGUUUAUCUAAUGUUUCACAUGCAUUUUACUCAAAUAUUACAUACGAUCUCAAUACUGUUAACAGUUACGCUAGCAAUUUGGAGAUACAUUGCAAUCAAGCAUCCACACGGUUCGCUCGCUAUUUAUGCUCAAUCAAACUACGGGCAGGCUAUAGCAUUGUGCUACAUCUUGGCGCCAAUCCUGUGCUUUCCUACGUACUUUGUCUUUACAAUACGACAGACAUUCGUUUUCGACGGCGACACCCAGAUGAUACUGUUCCAUUUGGAUACGGAUGAAAAUACAAUUGUCUAUCGAUACAAUUUCUGGAUCCAUUCGGUAAUUAUCAAGCUGCUUCCAUGCACCAUCCUAACCGUCAUCAGCUGCGUACUUAUACAGGUACUUUGGAAGGCAAGCAAACGGCGCUUGAAAUUGAAGCAAGGGGGAAAUUAUUCGAAAAAUGGAGCUUCCUCCGUCACGCCACAAAGUGGAGGUGGAAGCAGUGGAGUUUUACCUCCGAUUAGCAAUGGAAAUCGCCCCCCGCGAACGGAUCGUCGGGCAGAUCGGACAACCACUCUGUUAGUGGCGGUGCUACUGCUUUUUCUCUUCACCGAAUUUCCCCAGGGCAUUCUGGGGCUAAUGAGUGGUAUACUGGAAAAGUGUUUCUUCCGCCGCUGCUACGGCCUUUUCGGCGAGGUGAUGGACCUGCUAGCCUUAAUCAAUGCUGCCAUCGGAUUCGUGCUGUACGGGCUUAUGUCGAAACAGUUCCGGACGAGCUUCAAGUCGGUUUUUUUCAAAACUCCAACCCAUAGGGCCGAGAUUACACGCAUGACCGGCAUCACAACCACCUGUGUCUGAUCGUGUCACACCCGCCACAUGCACUUUCCCUUCCGUAAUGUUCCCACCAAGCUUGAGUGAUCGAUGGGUCACCAAGUACCUUCACCUUUCUGUCAUAGUUGCCCUUUGUGCCAGAGCUUUCGUGACACUGCUGUACAGCUGGAUGGUUCAAAGGUUAUCGCUAGGUUCAAUUGCUAAACGAAUUUUGUAGGUUAAGUCUGCGGAAAAUUACCAUCCUAAAAGUAACGAAGUGCACAAUGCAGUAUUUGCAACACAAUCGAUUGCUGCAACAGUAGCCGAUUGCAGUAUUCAUAGACGUAGAAUACCUAGAAAAUGAACCUGUUGUAGAGCGAUUUUUACUGCUGAAUGGGCUAGACGAAAAAAAUCAGGAUAAAGUAACCAUGGUUGCUAUUUACUAGCCAUGGGUUGGAGUUGUGAUUUUAUCAAAAACCAAAACACAAAACGAACAAGAAAAUACGACUAAGGUGUAUAUAAUACUCGUUAAAUUGUACACAGGGCUUCCCCCUGUUGGUAAGAAGUAUAAAAAGGAAUUAUAAUCAGCGAUAGAAGAUGUACAGCAUAAGAGCACUAAGGUUGGAUUAAUUCAUCAGAUGUUACAUGUUCAUCGGUUCAUAGAGUGAUAAUCGUUUUUGAUGCAAACUCAGCAAAAAAAUGCAAAGGGAACCAUUGUUUUUUUGAAAAAAAAAGAGAAAUAAAAGUCUAUAUUGAUAAUCGUAUUGAAACCUGAUCAGAAUGCAGCGUAGUGAAUUGCGAUUGACAUUUUUAGUUCGAGUUUCCCGGGAAUCGAGUUGUCUCGAGGAUGGUUUCAAUCUGAAAGUUGUAGCAAUUAUUUAACAAUCGUCAAAACCCACCGUUACAAUGCAAACCAACUUCACAUCGAGAAAAGAAGCCGACGUUGCUCGGUGUGUAGAAAUGUUUGCUUCGUGCAGGCUCACUGUUGAAUGUAAUAUCCUGUGCAAGGUCCACUGAGCCCCAAACCUUCUUUAGGAUAUUCGUCGCAUGUGGCCCGAAUACACCAUUACGGUUAUUAUGUUGAUUUAAGGAAACUGCUGGAAGGAAAAGGUUAUGCAACCCGCCACACUUUUAACUCUGCGUUUAGAUCGUAACGAUUCUGGACCAAAGUAAUGUGAAACCGGUGUGCUUAUGUGCGCGCACUUUGAAGCCCAUAGCAUCGUUUCAUUUCAGUUAUUUUCUGUAUUGAGUUACGAGAAUAAUGUUUAUUAUCAUUUUUUAAUUCAAAGUAAUUGCUACAACUUCAGAAACUUAACGAUAAGAAUCCGUGAUAAUUGAUGUAUCAUUCAUCGAAGUAUAUAUUCAAAUGUCAUUCAAGUUACUUAUAGCUUUGAAAGGUUGAACUGACCUUGCAAAACGAAUACUAAUGUCAAUCGUACAAAAACAGAAACCAAAUUUUCAUGUUAUCAAGAUUUUUUUAACUAGUUGCGUACGUUGUAGGACCAAAUGCAAAGCGGCACAACAAUGGCAUAAGAAAUGUAAAAGGCACAUCCAAAUGCAAACAAUGAAUGGAUGUCCUAGUUAGAGCUUAUGUAAUAUGUAAACCUAGAAACUAAGCAAAACUAAACAAAAAAAAACUCAAGAGAAAUCCUAACAAAAAUCGAUUCCAAUUAGUCAAAAACGAAUUUAAAACGACGAACGUAUUUUGCAUUUAACAGAGUAGUGCGAUUUUGUGACAAAUAUAGUCAAAAUAUAGAUGAAGAUACUAGGGAAUGUGGUGUACGAAGGAAUAAGAGUCACUGUAUUUUGAAAUGUAGCUGCCAAGAUGCUGUGUAAAGAGGCGUAAAAUUAUCUAUACAUGCAAGGAACAA